AUGGGAGCUCCUAAGCAUCCUUCCUACUCAUUCAGCCUGGAUUCCAAGACGUUGUUCACUUCAGAGGGAGAUGAGGAAAAUCACGAUUUGAGCGGAGAAAGGCUGUGGAAGGAUACUAGGUUCAUCAACUACGUGAAAACACUGUCAAAGUUAAUCAACAUACCAAAAAUAAAGAUACACCAGCUGUCGAAAAACCUAAACCCAGUGGAGCUGCAGCUGCAAACAGUGUUGGAGAUACUGUACUACCAAAAGGCACAUUACACAGACCCGCUGAAGUACAGCAAGUCGAUCGCAACGAAGAGGUACUACAUUAAGGCACUCGGGCCGGACCUGUCGAUAGAAAUGGACAAGCUGAUAGACGAGUCGAACACAUGUUUCGAACACGGGAAGGUGCCGGAGCACUGGAUGUCAAUACUGCCAGCAAGCUCGAUAGAAAGGAGGCACAACCUGGAGAUGAAUUUCAGGAACCUGGUGACGAGAUCGUUCAAAAUGCUGUAUUCGCACUGGAAGAACAUGGGCUUGAUAUCGGAGUCGGGAGACAUUUUGAAUGAAAUAAGGCCAAAAUACAACACCAUCGCAAAGAACAGCUUGGGGAAAAACAUAGGAGCGAAGAGCGCGCCGUAUUUAUUGUUUGGAGAGAGCAGUCUCUGGAGCAGACUGAAGCGCAAACUCGCAAAUGAGCACGACGCCUUUCUAAUAAGCAGAGAUUCGGACGAAAUAUCGUACGUCCCGAACAACAUACCGUCGAUAAAGUUUUUGUACAAGGUUAAAAGCACACUAAACAAAUACGGAGUAGCAGUGGUGAGGAACGUGUUCAACAAGGAACAAAUAAGGGAAAUAAAGAACAAGCUACACCUUAAGUCAACACAGGCCAGAGACAACGUGUUUAAAAUAAUUGAAAUGGACCCGAACGUAUCAACGUUUAAGUUUACGAGAGCAGGGAGAAUCAACUGCGUGUUGAGAGGAACGAGUUUUAACGAGGCGCUGUCGCCAUUGCAGUCGUUCUGGAUGCCCUUCGUGUACUAUUUUAUGAAGAAUGACAGGUACUCAAUGGAGCUGAAUAAGGUUGCGUGUAGGAGAAUAUUCCUCUCAAAUGUGCAACUAAUAUCAUCAGAUGCAAUGAGUUUUGUGGAACCUUGGCACAGAGAAAACAAAAACGCGGGAAUCACAGUGGUAAUACCGCUGCAGGACACACAUAAAAGCAACGGCAGGCUACAGUUCAUACCGGGAACACACGUAAGACAAGCUAAAGACCAACACGUUUAUUGUGUAGGACCAGUGGGAGUGGACUUGAAGGAAGGAGACGUGCUGAUAUACAACUCGAGUAUUCUCCACAGAAACACAAUAAACGAAAGCAAUGUGUGUCAGUCGAUGGUAGUAUUCAGCUACGAUCACGUGGAUACGCCUCCACCGGGCCAAGGGCUUCUGAAGUACAUAGUGGAUAACUAUCACGGGAAUAUGAUCGUAAACCUAAACAAACUGUUGUUCUGA
Molecule: messenger RNA, 1491 nt
Organism: Theileria orientalis strain Shintoku
Lineage: Eukaryota; Apicomplexa; Aconoidasida; Piroplasmida; Theileriidae
Exons: 10
Coding region: 1-1491 (496 amino acids)
Source: RefSeq, a predicted model, not a curated record